Prosopis cineraria is the source of this 2415-nucleotide messenger RNA. RefSeq lists its product as uncharacterized. The record is from RefSeq and is a predicted model, not a curated record. Bases 1 to 2415 code for a protein of 804 amino acids. The transcript is spliced from 15 exons. Lineage: Eukaryota; Viridiplantae; Streptophyta; Magnoliopsida; Fabales; Fabaceae.
AUGCAGAAGUUGACAUUUCUUAAAGUAAGCAACUCUAAUGUAGAAGAUGUUCUUAAUUUGGCAGUGGAAAUUGAAGGUUCGGUGACAUCAAGCCUAGAAAAAAUGAUUUUCGAAAAUCUGAGUGAGUUGAGGCAUAUAUGCAAGGGUCCCAGAUAUAUUUUGAGCCUCCACAAUCUUUCCGAACUAACAAUCAAAGGGUGUGACAAGCUAGAAGCAAUCUUCUCUGUCUCAAUAUCAAAAAGCCUCCCACAAUUAUCUUCAUUAAGAAUAAGUGAUUGUAAUGAAUUAGUUGACAUCAUUCAAGAGAGUGCUAAGGAUCAUUUGCAUCAACUCUGCUUCCCGGAGUUAGGAAGAAUUGAGAUCAAGAAUUGUAAUAGAUUGAAAUACCUUUUCUCCAUCUCAACACCUUCCAUGUUUCCAAAGUUAUUGAUAUUGGAAAUAGAAGAAGCCUUAAAGUUAGAGCAAGUAUUUAUAUGCAAACAGAAUGAUACAGAGAACAUGGUGCUGAAAGAUGUGUUCCCAAAUCUUUGGGAAAUAACACUCAAAAGUUUGCCAAUGCUUGCUGCUAUUUGUAGUGGGAUCAAUUUCCACACUGUGCGACGUCUUAGACUAGCUCGUUGUCCCAAAUAUCGAAGACCUUCAAAUUUGGAUUCAAAAAAUCAAGUAAAAAUAGGGGAGCAACUCUUUGUAAAUUCUGAUAAUGCUCAGGCUGUGCCAUAUUUGGGAGAAACAAGUGGUUCAUCAUCGAAAUUAGCAAAGAUUAAGGAAGAAACAUUAAUGGAAGUUCAAGCUAAAGAUCCUGCUCCAUCUUUAGAGAAACAUGCAUCAGAAACUUCAGCAGCUGAAUCACAAUUGAGAAGGACAUGUGUAGAUGAGUUUGACGAUGAACGCGAAACAAACAAUUCGACUACGCAGCUCCAACAUGAGGAUCUUGCAGAAACAAGAUCCACCAUUAAAGCUUCUCAUAAAACCAAUAUACCAUUUGAUGAUGAUAAUGUUGCUAAAAGCCUUCCAAAAGACACUUCAAAUGAGAAAACUAGAAUGGUUGCUACCUCAGUUCUUGAUGAAGAAACAAAGAAGGAUAUUAUCAAAGUAGUUGAUUCUGAUCCUGCUUCAAAGUUAGCGGCAGCAACUUCAUCUUCUUUUCAGGAACUAGGAGGAAUGACUACUUUUAGUGCAAUUCAGAGUUAUAAGGAAACAGAGAAGGAAGUUGGAAAAGUAAUUCCUAAUUCAAAGUUACCAGCAACAACCCCAUCUGAUUUUGAGAGCUCAGAAACAGGAAAAGAAGCUAUUCCUAUGGUCCUUACUUCAGGUUUAUCAGUGGCUACAACUUCAUCAAAAUUAGAGAAUAGAAUUGAAAGUAUUCCUAAAGAAACUACACCUAUGAAAGAUAAAAUAGAUGCUUCCUCAAUUAGUUCACAAGCAGAAGGAUCCCCAUCAAGUCCAUCGGCAAAUGAAGAGGAUGAACAAGCAAUGAAUAAGCCAAAUUUGACAGAUCAAUUUACUUGUAGAGAAGGAAAAAGUGAAAUCAGAAUUCAUCUUCCUCAUCAAACAAAGGUUUCUAGUACGAAAGAAACACAUGAACAAGGCUCUAAAAGGAAUGUUGCAACAGACGAAGCUAUAAUGGCAAUUCAAUCAACUGACCUAAAGUUAAUGAAGCAAUUUAGAGCAUCAUCCAUGAUUGCACAAUGCUUAAAUACAGAGAAACGGCCUAUUAGAUUAUAUGCUCCACUGUUAUCAAUGGCUACAAUUUCAACAAAUUCUGAGAACUACGCAAUAUACAUUGUUUUUAGUUUCUUUCACAAAGUUGCAAAAUCUAAUGGUAGUAUUCUUGCAUUAAUGCGUAAUAAGGAAGCAGUGAAAGACAUUGUUGAUAAUGUUAGUGCUACAUACACAUCACCAGAGACAACUCCAUUUGACUCAAAAUUCAUUGGAGCACUUGAUACUAAAGAAGCAAAAGAUUCUAGUGCUCAAAAGGAAUAUAAAUCAGAGAAUCCCAUAAAAACAACUAUCCCCGUUGCUAUUCCUUCUCUCUAUCAUCUAAUAGAAACACAAAAUGAAGAUUCUUGCCCUUCUGCUCCUAUAUCAAGGAUUUGUGAAAUGGCUUUACUUACACAAGCACUCAAGCAAUAUCCUCAACAAGUGCUAUCUCAUAAGCACCUUACCAAUCGAAUAACAUCUCUCUACUACAGAGUGCUUGUUGACAUUUUGGUCAUGCUAGCUACUAAGACUCCAUGUAGCAUUACAACAUUGGAAAAGUCAACCUUAGAGGCUAACUUACGUGAAGUAACAUUUCUUGGCUUGAACAAAGAAUGGGUUGAUUCAAUUCGGGUAAGAGUUUUUGGUGUGGACAUGUCCGAUGUCUUGGUAGCUGAAUACAAAAUUCAAGUCAUAAAGGUGGAGCUUGAGACAUGA